Messenger RNA from Penicillium waksmanii, 1074 nucleotides. RefSeq lists its product as uncharacterized. The record is from RefSeq and is a predicted model, not a curated record. Gene Ontology annotation, biological process: regulation of transcription by RNA polymerase II. Gene Ontology annotation, cellular component: nucleus. Lineage: Eukaryota; Fungi; Ascomycota; Eurotiomycetes; Eurotiales; Aspergillaceae. Gene Ontology annotation, molecular function: RNA polymerase II-specific DNA-binding transcription factor binding. The transcript is spliced from 3 exons. Bases 1 to 1074 code for a protein of 357 amino acids.
AUGGACGCCCCUAAGGUGGGCGGCCGCGUACGUGGACGCGCGCGACAAAAUGGGUGGACAGCGUUACGCUGGGCAGCAUACCGGGGUCAUAAGAUAAUAGUCAAGCUUUUGAUCCGGCACGGGGCAUCGAUCGAGACCUCCAGCGGUGACCAGUGGACAUUGCUCAGGUGGGCGGCACAAGUGGGCCGGGAGGAUAUCAUUAAGCUCCUAGUUGAGAUGCGAGUUCAUCUGAAUGCGACUGAUGCGGAUGGCUUGACAUCACUUCGAGGGGCAGUCAACUAUGACCGGGCGAUGACCGCAUGGUUGUUGUUCCAGGCUCAAGCAGACGUCGGCAAGCCGGAUCGGAAAGGGAUGACGGCGCUCCACUUUGUAGCAGAAAGAUGUCGCAACGGCAAUAGCUCCCUCCAGAUCCUAUGGCUGCUCUUAGAGAAUCAAGCGAACAUCAACGCGGAGACAAAACUAGGCCGGACGCCGUUGCACUCCGCCGUAUCUGGUGGAAGCCACUCGGCUGUGUGGCUCUUGCUUGAGAAAGGGGCAAACAUCAACGCGCAGACAAAGCUCGGUCUAACGCCUCAUUGCCGCGUACAGAGGAAGCGACUCGUUCUGCAUUGGGCUGUUGAGGAACAAGAAAUGAGAGUUGCAGAGUUGUUGAUCAAGAAGGCAGGCGAUAUUGUCCACGCUGCGGAUCAGGAGAAACGGACGGCACUCCACUGUGCAGCGUCCAUAGGAAAUACCCACAUUGUUGAGAUGCUUUUAGAUCAUGGAGCACACAUUAACGUCCAGGAUCGUAACGGGCAUACGUCUCUACAUCUUGGAGUGUCUCAGCAACACGAGGGUAUUGUAACGCGCUUGGUUUGGAGAGGUGCCGAUUGGAACGUCCUAGACAACAAAAAGAGGACGGCUAUUCACUUGGCGACAGCCCUGGAAAACGAAUCGAUCAUAGAGGCUUUUCGCUUAUUUCGCCCAGCCACGGGUGCUAACGACGCCGACGAUGGUAAAAACCCUUCACACAUGGAAGCGGCAAAGCCGAAGAAUAGGAAUUCGAAGUUCGCAGCUCGGGUAGAAGACGAAUAA